Bursaphelenchus xylophilus (pine wood nematode) is the source of this 1056-nucleotide messenger RNA. NCBI's taxonomy places the organism in Eukaryota, Metazoa, Nematoda, Chromadorea, Rhabditida, Aphelenchoididae. The record is from the annotation of a GenBank genome assembly.
AUGGCUGAUCAAAAAAGAAUCCCCAAUGGCGUCAAAUUUGCAUUUGGAGGAUUGGCAGGGUAUUUUUAUCUUCCACUUGACACCUAGAUUGUAGAAUGGGCGCUACAUUCUUCGUCCAGCCAUUGGAUCUGGUGAAGAACAGAAUGCAACUCUCUGGAACGACGGGAAAGAAGGAAUAUCGUUCUAGCAUCCAUGCACUUAGAACAAUCAUUGCCAACGAAGGUAUCUUUGCAGUUUACAAUGGGCUUUCUGCGGGGUUGGCUCGUCAAGCAUCUUAUACCACCACCCGGCUGGGUAUUUACACAUGGCUCUUCGAAACUGUCAGGUAUUUUUUUUAGUCUGAACAAGGCUGUUUUUAGUAAGGAUCAGACACCUUCGUUUUUCAUGAAAGCCGGUCUUGGAAUGACUGCCGGUGCCAUCGGGUCCUUUGUGGGUAAUCCAACCGAGGUUGCUUUAAUCCGAAUGACUUCUGAUGGUCGUCUUCCUGUUGCGGAACGUCGAAAUUACUCUAGUGUCUUCAAUGCAAUUGCCAGAAUUUAUAAAGAAGAGGGAAUCCGCGCUUUAUGGAGAGUAAGUGAUGUUAUAAAAACCUUUACACUUUAGGGAUGCAUUCCGACGAUCGGACGUGCAAUGGUUGUAAAUGCUACUCAACUGGCAACCUACUCUCAAGCUAAGCAAGCCAUUUUGGGUACAAAGUAUCUUGAGGACGGGAUUUUAACUCACUUUGUCGCUUCCAUGAUCAGUGGGCUUGCCACAACUAUUGCUUCUAUGCCUGUCGACAUUGCAAAGACAAGGUUUGCAAAACUAUGAUGUUUAAUAUUGUAUUUUAGAAUCCAAAAUAUGCGAAUUAUUGAUGGGAGGCCUGAGUAUUCUGGGGCGUUGGACGUUCUGAAGAAAGUCGUAAGAAAUGAAGGCUUCUUUUCUCUCUGGAAGGGGUUCACACCUUAUUAUAUGCGUCUUGGACCUCACACGGUCUUAACGUUUAUAAUCUUGGAACAGAUGAACGCACUUUACUUCAAGUUCGUCCUCAAAAGUGAAGGCCACAGUGCGAUGUAA